Phlebotomus papatasi is the source of this 1034-nucleotide messenger RNA. It is a transcript of the gene Ppt2, whose product is annotated as lysosomal thioesterase PPT2 homolog. Gene Ontology annotation, cellular component: lysosome. The transcript has 4 exons. NCBI's taxonomy places the organism in Eukaryota, Metazoa, Arthropoda, Insecta, Diptera, Psychodidae. Gene Ontology annotation, molecular function: thiolester hydrolase activity. Bases 88 to 948 code for a protein of 286 amino acids. The record is from RefSeq and is a predicted model, not a curated record.
AGUGUUCCAACAAACCACGCGUCAAAGAAACGUCAUUUGGUGCUGUCUUGAAUCUUUGUGGAAGUUACCUGCCUUUAUUAAAUUGUGAUGAAUCGCUCUCAAAUUGUUUUAUUAAUUCUACCUUGUUUGAUAACUUCCUGUGUGUGCUAUAAACCCGUCUUCCUUCUCCAUGGAAUCCUCACAGGAGCCGAGAGCAUGCUCAUCAUGGAAGAGGAGAUCAAAAGACACCAUCCAGGAACAAAGGUUUACAUGACUGACCGUUUUGCUGGAUGGUCCAGCUUAGAGAAUUCCUGGCAUCAAGUCAAAGAGCUGGGCAGUGAUAUAAUGGAAAUCUGUGAGAAACAUCCUGAAGGAAUCCAUUUAGUUGGGUACUCUCAAGGAGGAUUACUGGGCAGAGCAAUUCUGCAAACCUUUACUAAUCACACUGUUAAGAAUUUUAUCUCCUUGAGUUCUCCUCAAGCUGGACAGUAUGGCACUGCUUUCCUUCAUUUAAUCUUCCCAAGUCUUACUGCGAAGGCUGCUUUUGAACUAUUUUAUUCAUUUGUGGGACAACAUACAUCAGUUGGUAACUACUGGAAUGAUCCUCAUCAUCAGGAUCUCUUUUACAAAUACAGUAACUUCCUACCAUACAUCAAUAAUGCCAUUCAAUCGACAAAUUCAUCCCAAUUCCGCGAAGGAUUACUCAAGCUGGAUAAGAUGAUCCUGGUCGGAGGACCAAAUGAUGGAGUUAUAACUCCAUGGCAAUCCAGUCAUUUUGCCUAUUUCGAUGAGAACGACGAGGUGAUACCUCUACAUAAAAGAGAAAUCUACAAGAAGGAUAGUAUCGGACUGAAGACCCUUGAUGCCCAAGGGAAGCUUAAGGUACUGUCCUUUCCAAAUGUUAAACAUCAUCAAUGGCAUCUGGACAUUAGAGUCAUUCAAAAAGCCGUUAUACCUUUUCUCGAUUGAUCUACUACAUAAGGCUGUGUGUAUUUUCUAAAUUGACGAUUUUGUCACCAAAAAAUAUAUUUCCACUGUUUUUUUUUUUAAAUUAA